Messenger RNA from Sphaeramia orbicularis (orbiculate cardinalfish), 2078 nucleotides. RefSeq names its product histamine H3 receptor. The transcript has 3 exons. The coding region runs from base 219 to 1385 and encodes 388 amino acids. Gene Ontology annotation, cellular component: plasma membrane; dendrite; synapse. Gene Ontology annotation, biological process: chemical synaptic transmission; G protein-coupled receptor signaling pathway, coupled to cyclic nucleotide second messenger; adenylate cyclase-inhibiting G protein-coupled acetylcholine receptor signaling pathway. NCBI's taxonomy places the organism in Eukaryota, Metazoa, Chordata, Actinopteri, Kurtiformes, Apogonidae. The record is from RefSeq and is a predicted model, not a curated record. Gene Ontology annotation, molecular function: G protein-coupled serotonin receptor activity; histamine receptor activity; G protein-coupled acetylcholine receptor activity.
AUUCUGUGCAGCUCGUCGUGCGCUCCCUCGUGGACUUCCUUGGUCACUGUGUUCAGUUUCAGUAGAACACCGAAGCGUCCAGAGGCUGAAUGGGAGUGUUGGAUGCUCCGUCCGUUCUCCUGGCACCUGUUGCUGGCUUAUGACUGUUCCACUGCGGUCUACAGAGGAUUUACCGACCGCAUCAGCAUCAUCCCCCCCCCCCUUCUCGCAUCAGGACCAUGUCGGAGGACCAAACUGAUACUAACUCCAGUGGCUACUAUUUUGACAAUACUUCAACUAGGGUCCAGAGCAGCUUCGUUUUUUCUGGACCUGUGUUUGUCAUUUUGAUGGUGAUGAUGGUGACUUUGGUUGUUGUGAUAGUUUUGGGUAACGCGUUGGUUAUUUUAGCCUUUAAAGUGGAUAAGAGUUUAAGAAGACAGUGCAAUUAUUACUUCCUGAAUCUGGCUAUAUCAGAUUUUCUUGUUGGGGCUUUCUGCAUCCCAGUCUACAUCCCCUACAUCCUCACAGGCAGAUGGACUCUUGGCCGAGGAUUGUGUAAGCUGUGGCUGGUCAUGGACUACUUGCUUUGCUCUGCCUCCGUCUUCAGCAUCGUCCUCAUCAGCUACGACCGCUUCCUGUCAGUCACUAGAGCAGUGAGUUACCGUGCCAGACAGAGCAAGACUCAUGAAGCUAUAAUCAAGAUGAUUGCUGUCUGGGUGCUAGCCUUUGUCCUGUAUGGUCCGGCCAUCAUAUUCUGGGAGCUGGUAGUGGGCAGGAGUCGCGUGCCGAAGGAUGAGUGCUUUGCUGAGUUCUAUUACUCUUGGUACUUCCUGCUGAGUGCCUCCAUGCUGGAGUUUUUCUCUCCUUUCAUCUCAGUGGCUUUCUUCAAUCUCAGCAUUUACCUCAACAUACGCAGAAGGAGGCUCCACAGCAGGGAUGCACAGCUCCACCUUCAGCUGAACGAACCUGCCUCUGCCCAGGGGGAAGGUAUCCCCUUGCCUCACAACUCUGGGAGUGGGAUGAAACUGGCUGUAAGAGGCUCUAUACACUCUCAAACCUCCUCUCCUAGUUUGGGUAAACUAGAUCCCUCAACCAGCAGGGUUGCCCAGCCUAGCCGUCUGUCCAGGGAUAAGAAAAUUGCUAAGUCCCUGGCGAUCAUAGUGUGUGUGUUUGCCAUCUGCUGGGCACCGUACACCCUACUGAUGAUCAUCCGUGCUGCCUGCAGAGGGCGGUGCAUCCAGCAUCACUGGUACGAGGUCACCUUCUGGCUCCUGUGGCUCAACUCUGCUAUUAACCCGUUCCUGUACCCUCUGUGCCACAGUACCUUCCGCAGGGCCUUUAGCAAGAUCCUGUGCCCAAAGCGACACACUACUCCCCCAUCAUCUGUGCUCCGUGCUGGCCAGUGACAAGCGGAUGCCCAUGGAGCGAUGGGAGUGAACACUGUGCCAAAUCAGUGGAUGGAAGUAUUCAAAAUAUGACCCGUAAAUUCCACAGUUUGAGCAGUUGAAUAUGAACCUAGAAGUAGACCGUAAUUACUAGUUCUCAUUUGUGGAUUUCAGUGUUUGAAUGUUUAAGGUUAGUUUUGAAUAGUAAAUGUGGUUUAAUGUCACUUCAUUGUGUUCACAUCUAAAGGGCAUAGGCACACAAAUAACUCUUUAAAAACAGAGUCUAUAAAGAAAGCUUUUAUAAUAAUUGAUAGAAUAAAACAUUAAGACAUGUUUACCAGUGCCCUUUUGCCUUUUGUGUGGGAGAAGAAAAGAAAAAGGAUUAUGGUAUUUACAGCAGAACAUAAUAAACCAUUGUGUUUUUUUGUACUUUAUCAGAUCCUUAUAUUGCAGAAAAUCCAAAUUUGCAGAAAGAUCCAAAUUAAGUGCCAAACAGAUUACACAGCAAUUACUUGGUUAUGUUCUCCAGUUGUUUAUGCUACUCAAUGUAUAUCUUGGAAUUAUAUUUUAUAUUAUAGGUUUCUAUAAAUGCGUUGCCCACACUGUGACUUGCUGCAGCUGAUGUAUUACAAGAUCACUAUCACCCUCUGCUGUUGGAAAGCUUAUUACAUUUAUAUUUCACAAGCACAGUGAUGAAAGGCUAAGUGCAAUUAU